Molecule: messenger RNA, 936 nt
Organism: Haliotis rubra (blacklip abalone)
Lineage: Eukaryota; Metazoa; Mollusca; Gastropoda; Lepetellida; Haliotidae
Exons: 3
Coding region: 75-458 (127 amino acids)
Source: RefSeq, a predicted model, not a curated record
GACGAGAGGCGACGGUCGCUGAGACGGAUCUCCAUGGAGACCUUCACACACAAACGACGCCAUUUUGGUUGUUGAUGCUGCACUUUGUUUCCACGUCUGUGUUGACAUUUUGCUCUUUAUCCCGCACGUAUCCCAAGUUCUGCACGAUGUAUGCCUCUGUUGCUUCGGUCUAUCAUCAAGCUCUGGACGAUCUCCACAGGUUUAGGACCUACCCGGCCCCCGUCUCCCAACAGACACCCCCAGUCCCUGAUCCUCGCCCCGGUGUCUUCACGAUCACCGUCAACCCCCUCUACUCCCUGCCCGACACCCUGCCCUCCUUCCCCGUCCUUGCCCCCAGAGCCCGUCCUCAAGUUGUGGAGAUCGAUCUUGGUGAAGAAUCCAAGCAGCCCCAGUCGUGCUCGGCUGUCCUUGUGUCCUGUGUGAAACACAUGUUCCAGAGUUUCUUCACACAGAGAUAGACUUGGAUGUGUUUGCUGUACCAGUGUUGUGUGAACUAUCAGUUUUGGGACCUUUCGGACAAAUCAUUUGGACUAUUUUGGCUUUUUUUCAUUUAACAUGUUUUUUGCUUCACACAGGAAAUACAUCAUGUUAUAUUUAAGUUGUUAAUGAUAAACGUUAUUAUUGUGGAUGUAUAUUCAUAUUUUGUUGUAGGAACAAACAAUUUGGUAAGUUGCGGGUAGGGACUGGGAUUUGUGGAAACGAACUAAUUGUCCCAUACCUUUCUGGAAAAGGGUUAUUAUGCUUAGGGCAGAUUACGGUUUACAGUCUAUUUACAAGUUUGACAGUCGCUGCUUUUCAUUGCGAUCUGGGGGAUACAAGGUCAUGUCGCCCACACCGUCGGAAUCAGGUCAAUGCGACCUUCAGUGUUUACAUUAUAAAUUUGCUCCCAAUUACGUAGAUCGAUGCUCAUGCUGUUGAUCACUGGAUUGUAUGGAU